Molecule: messenger RNA, 1380 nt
Organism: Rotaria sp. Silwood2
Lineage: Eukaryota; Metazoa; Rotifera; Eurotatoria; Philodinida; Philodinidae
Source: the annotation of a GenBank genome assembly
AUGUAUUUUCUAGCUUCCAGUAUUUCUCAAUUUCUAACUUUUAAUUUUGCUCUUCUCACAAGAAUGCUUCAAUAUGGUUAUACUAUUCAAACAGUCAAUACUGUUGUCUGGUUUUGUAAAAUUCGCUAUUAUUUGUUCUAUAUUUGUGUUGCUAUACCACGUUAUUUGAUUAUUUUGGCAUCGAUUGAUCGUUACUUGGCAAGUUCUUCUGAUAUUCAGCGACGCCAAUGGAGCACACCUAAGAUUGCUAUACGAUUGAUUAUUGGCAAUGUUUUAUUUUGGUGUGUAAUUUACAUUCAAAUUCCUAUUUUCUAUGAAAUUCAUAAUGGUGAUUGCUCAUUCAGAAAAGGUGUUUAUGGCAUAUUCUUUUGUAUCUAUUUAUUAAUUGAAAGUGGAAUAUUUCCACCAUUGAUGAUGAUUAUUUUCGGACUUCUUACACUCAAUAAUAUUCGAAGAAGCAAACGAACGAUAAGACCAUUACCAAUAGUUGAUAUUAUUCAACUUUCACAAUUUCCUGUAAUGUCAAGAAAAGAUUUACUAAUUUCUAAAAUGUUAUUUAAUCAAAUAUGUCUUUGGAUUAUUUUGAACAUGUUCAAUCCUUGUUACCUUCUUUAUAGAACAAUAACAAUUUAUGAUAAUAAAUCAUCUCUUCGUUUAACAGUUGAAUUAUUUCUUAACAAUAUGAGUUAUUAUUUUAUUUAUCUUGAAUUUUCUUUAACAUUUUUUGUGUAUACUUUAUCGUCACCAUUAUUCAGACGUGCUAAUCCAAAUGUUCCUGAAAAAGAUAUAUAUGCUUCUCGACCUAUGGAUAUUGCUGUACUCAAUGAUGAUCCUGAAAUGAUUGAAUUACUUCACCAAUAUGGUGCUUCUUUAAAUGGACUUAAAUCAAUGUUUCAUCUUACACCACUUGCUGAAUCAUUUACUCGAGGAUAUUUUGAUGUAUUCAAAGUUUUAUUAGAACUUGGUGCUAAACCAAUAUUAAACCUUGAUCGAAAUAUAUUUCGUUCAUUUGGUACACAAUUAUUUACUACAGGUACAAAAGGACGACAACAUUUUAUACAAUUAAUGUAUGAUCAUGGAGGUAAUAUUGAAUCUCAAUUUAAAUUACACGCAAUACGUAUUGAACCUGAUGGUAUUAUUCUACAUCAACCACGUUUACAAUUUAGUUGUGAUCCUAUUUGUAUUGCUGAUCUUGAUCCAUCGAUAUUUACAAAAUGGAUUUGUGAAUCUCGUUCAUUGAAAGCACUUUGUCGUUUAACUAUUCGUCGUUAUUUUUUUAAUGUAUUCAAUGAUGGUUUUAAACGUCUUUCAGCUCUUAAAUUUCAAUAUCAAUUAAAUAAUCAAUUGUAUAGUUAUAUCAUGUUUAAUAAAAAAACAUAA